Pelodiscus sinensis (Chinese soft-shelled turtle) is the source of this 1359-nucleotide messenger RNA. It is a transcript of the gene CDK7, whose product is annotated as cyclin dependent kinase 7. The record is from RefSeq and is a predicted model, not a curated record. Gene Ontology annotation, cellular component: transcription factor TFIIH holo complex; nucleus; cytoplasm. Gene Ontology annotation, biological process: positive regulation of transcription by RNA polymerase II; protein phosphorylation. Gene Ontology annotation, molecular function: RNA polymerase II CTD heptapeptide repeat kinase activity; cyclin-dependent protein serine/threonine kinase activity; ATP binding. NCBI's taxonomy places the organism in Eukaryota, Metazoa, Chordata, Testudines, Trionychidae.
GAAACGGGGCGGGGUUCCGCGUGGGGGCCGGAAGUAGCGGCGCUCAAGCAGUGACGGUUUUAAAUCCCCUCGGUCCGGUUCCUCUUCUCGGCUGGUGAUGGACGCGAGGAUGCGAGCGAAGCGCUACGAGAAGCUCGAUUUCUUGGGCGAGGGGCAGUUUGCCACUGUUUAUAAAGCAAGGGAUAAAAACACCAAUCAAAUUGUUGCUAUUAAAAAGAUUAAACUUGGACAUAGAUCAGAAGCGAAAGAUGUGCUGUUGAUGUGUAUGGCACACUAGAUCGGAAUCAACAGAACAGCUCUGAGGGAGAUAAAAUUGUUACAGGAGCUUAGCCAUCCAAAUAUCAUUGGGCUUCUUGAUGCAUUUGGACACAAAUCCAAUAUUAGUUUGGUCUUUGAUUUUAUGGAAACAGAUCUAGAGGUUAUAAUAAAGGAUAGUAGUCUUGUGCUGACACCGUCUCACAUCAAAGCAUAUAUGCUGAUGACUCUUCAAGGGUUGGAAUAUUUACAUCAGCACUGGAUUCUACACAGAGAUCUCAAACCAAACAAUUUGUUACUAGAUGAAAAUGGGGUUCUAAAACUGGCUGACUUUGGCUUGGCAAAAUCUUUCGGAAGCCCAAAUAGAGUCUAUACACACCAGGUAGUAACAAGAUGGUAUCGAGCGCCUGAGCUAUUGUUUGGUGCUAGAAUGUAUGGUGUAGGUGUUGAUAUGUGGGCUGUUGGCUGUAUAUUAGCAGAACUGCUUCUUAGGGUUCCUUUUUUGCCUGGAGACUCUGAUCUUGAUCAGUUGACAAAAAUAUUUGAAACUCUAGGGACUCCAACAGAAGAACAGUGGCCUGGCAUGUCUAGUCUUCCAGAUUAUGUAACAUUUAAAAGUUUCCCUGGAAUGCCACUUCAGCAUAUCUUCAGUGCAGCUGGUGAUGACUUGCUAGAUCUUCUCCAAGGUCUAUUCAUAUUUAAUCCUUGUACCAGGGUUACAGCUACACAGGCACUGAAACAAAAGUAUUUUAGUAAUCGACCAGGACCAACACCAGGAAGUCAGUUGCCACGACCAAACUGUCCUGCAGAAGCCUUAAAAGAACAAAACUCACUUUUAAAUUUAAAAAGGAAGAGAGCAGAUGGAAUAGAACAAGGAUUACCAAAAAAGCUAAUUUUUUGAUUAUCGUGGAUGAUGCCGAUUAAAUAUCUUAAGACCAAUGCAAUGGGAAAAUGCUGCAAGAUUAACUGAACUAUGAUGAAAAGAGAAUUUGUAAUAUAUUUACGUGUGUAAAAUGUGAAACUUAAUAUUUCAAUGCUGAAACCAUAUGGAGUGUUUUAUUAAACCUAUUCCUCUUUGAAUAAAAGUAUAUAUUUUUAAAAAGA